Drosophila sulfurigaster albostrigata is the source of this 1005-nucleotide messenger RNA. RefSeq lists its product as uncharacterized. Lineage: Eukaryota; Metazoa; Arthropoda; Insecta; Diptera; Drosophilidae. The coding region runs from base 280 to 939 and encodes 219 amino acids. The transcript has 5 exons. The record is from RefSeq and is a predicted model, not a curated record.
ACGCAACGGUUAGUCCGAAAUUUAACACAUAAGCCGACAGACGCGACCUGAGCGAUCGCGCAAGCAACAACAAAUCAACAAAGCAACAACAACAACGACGACUGCUGCGAAAAUAAGCAACAGAAACUGAGAAUCGGAAACUUUUGCCGGUUGCCCCAUAACGAAUCAAACGAAUUGCCGCAAGUGUUUUGUGUCUAUUCUAAAUAAAUAUUUUUGAAUCUUUGUUCAACACAAAUAUACAUUUCAAAACCUAAAAGAAAACAGUGUUUGUGAAAUAAGAUGAAGCUGCUUUUUGCUGUUCUCCUGAUCGCGUUGGCUGCAAACGGCGUUUUCACGCUGCCAGCACGUUCAAGUCCGCAGGAUGAUGCUGAGGUGAUACCGGACACGGAUUUCCGUGACUUUAAGGGCGUCAUCGAUACGGGCGCCGAUGCCACUCCAUUCCUGCAGCCAAGUCCAUCGGCCGUUAACUUCUUGAACUCCUUUGAUGACAUUUUCCGUCGUCUGCGCACUCGUCUUUGGCCCGUGACUCUUGACUCGGAGGAGUCUGGCUCCGGCGAUGAUGGUUUUGCUGCCGGCUUCCCACUGCGCUUCGGAUUGAGCAAUCUGAAUCCGGUGGAUCCCAAGAAUGGCAACACAACAUCCACAGUUAAGGUUGUCGAUGGUCACCGAUUGGAGAUCAAUGAGACCGUCUAUGGCGAUGAGAACAGUCACUUCAAGGUGCGUCUGGUGAAUGUGCGUCCCUUGGAGAGUGGCGAAGAGGUUGUCGAGGGCAUCACCCAUGACAAUGGCGAUUUCAAGCCGGCGAAUUCCGCUUCCCCGGUUACUUCGGCGCCUCCCAAGCGCAGCGAACUCGAUGAAUCCGAUGAGGAUCGUCGUGAACCUCUGGAGAAGCAGACCAGGGACAACGAGGUGCGCGACAUCGAUGAACCUCAGGUAUAAAAAAUGCCACAAAAGCUAAAAAUUGCAAUUGCAAAUUGUAAACAAAACAAAAAAAAAAAACGAAAA